Molecule: messenger RNA, 915 nt
Organism: Gastrolobium bilobum
Lineage: Eukaryota; Viridiplantae; Streptophyta; Magnoliopsida; Fabales; Fabaceae
Exons: 2
Coding region: 1-915 (304 amino acids)
Molecular function (GO): zinc ion binding; nucleic acid binding
Source: RefSeq, a predicted model, not a curated record
AUGACGGCAAGAGAGGACGAGUGGAUGAAAGAAGGGAUGUCGUUCAAGGAGAUGUUGAUGCGGCAUAACGGAGAAUGGAUCAGUGAAGAUGAACAGAAUUUGUCUGAGCAAGAAAAGGAAGAGAGGGAGAAUGAAGCUGAAGAACCAAUUGAUAAGCAACCUGCGAUAAGUUGGGAAAUGGACAAAGAUGGAAGAACAAAUUUCAUUCUUUCUAAUGCAUUCAAGGAAAAAGCAUGGAGGCCAUGGAACAAAGCUAUUUAUGUGAAGCUACUUGAUAAAAGGGAUUUGUCUCAUGCUUUAAUUGCGGGUCCUUGGGUAAUUUUUGAUCAUUAUCUUGCCAUUCGCUCUUGGGAGCCUGAUUUCAACCUGUACCAGGCAACAAUUGCCAGAAUUAUGGCUUGGGUUCGAUUGCCUGGAUUCCCAAUUGAAUAUACUAAUACGGACUUGUUAAAGGGCAUUGGUAAUUGGUUGGGUAAAUUCAUCAAGGUGGAUGCAGCUACAACAUCUCUAGCCAGGGGAAGAUUCGCGCGAAUGUGUGUUGAAUUGGAUUUGACCAAGCCGCUUCAGGCUGAAUACAAAAUUGAGGGUAAGAUCAAGCAGGUUGAAUAUGAGGGGCUUCAUCUAGUUUGUUACUCAUGUGGAAAGUAUGGGCAUAAAAUUGAAGCUUGCACAAUUAAGGGGCAUCAAAAUCAAAUUUUGAAGCUGUCUCAUGAAAAUCAGAAUGAGAAUAAAAUAGAGGAAACCUCUAGUAUAAAUGUUCAAAUUCAUCAAGAAGCUAAGAUAGGGGAUCAUACUCAGGAAGGGAGAUUUGGUCCUUGGAUGUUGGUUAAUAGACAAAAAAGAAGCUUCAGAGGCAGUAGUUCUAAUCAGAAAGGGCUUGAUGGUCCUCCUGAUAUGCCUUCAGCAUAUGGGUAA